CUGCGACGAACGAGUUUACGGCUACUAUGCUGACACAGAGAACAGCUGUCAAGUGUUCCAUGUGUGUUAUCCUUAUGUUGACGUCGACCUUCUCAUCAAAGUGAGGAUGUUCUCCUUCAUCUGCGGCGAAGGACUUGUAUUCGAUCAGUCGAGACUGGUAUGUGACCUCCCAGAAAACUCCAUCUCUUGCGACGUAGCUACUCAGUACUUCGAUAUCAACAAUUACUUUGGGCGAGAAGACCUCAAUUUCGGGGAAGGGCAAAUCCCCAAAGCACCUGAGAGAGAUUUUCAGAUACAGUCGUUUGCUGAAUUCAGUCGCAAUCUUCAGUAGAACAGGAAUUUUCUCUAUUUUAGCAUUUAUGGUAUGAGAAUGUGAGCCUAUUCUACUCUUCCUUAUAAGUGUUUCUUCCAAUAGUUUACUUUAACGCCGCUGAGCGGCGAUUAUUUUUGUUUUUAUGCUACAUAGAAUGUUCAUUUUAAUUGUAGUCUGUUUGCUAAAUGAAGGUAGAUUUUGUUGAUUAUACAAUUUAUGAACACUCGACACAAGAAUAAGACAAUUGUAAAAAUGUCUUUAGGUUUUGCAUUUUAGAAUCUUUAUAAAUUUACUCAGAUUGCUUGUUUCUACUUUCUUGCGUCUGGAGUGAAAAUGUAGGCUGGUCCUACCGUCUUUUUGUUUAUUUUUACUUCUGUGUACAUUAUUGAUGUUACUUUUGUGGGUAUAUCAAAAUAAAGAUAUGACAAAUUUA
Messenger RNA from Penaeus monodon (black tiger shrimp), 746 nucleotides. Its product is annotated as U-scoloptoxin(01)-Cw1a-like. Gene Ontology annotation, cellular component: extracellular region. NCBI's taxonomy places the organism in Eukaryota, Metazoa, Arthropoda, Malacostraca, Decapoda, Penaeidae. Gene Ontology annotation, molecular function: chitin binding. The record is from RefSeq and is a predicted model, not a curated record.